CUGGUUACAGUCAGGGGCCCACCAGCACCAGGCUGGACUCGGGGCAGAGAGGACGCAAGACCAUGGAGGGGAAGAUGCAGCCCGUGCUGUGGAUGCUCUGUGCAGUCUGGGUGACUGUCCACGCCAUCUCUGUGGAAACCCCAAAGGAUGUUCUUCGGGCUGCUCGGGGAAAGAGCGUUACCCUUCCAUGCACCUACCAAACUUCCUCCCUCAACCGAGAAGGAUUUAUCCAAUGGGACAAGCUUCUAAGGAGUCAUACGGAAAGGGUGCUCAUCUGGACAUUUUCGACCAAAACUUACAUCUACGGUGAACUUUAUCAGAACCGUGCCAAUGUAUCAAGCAACGUUGAGCAGUCAGAUGCCUCCGUCACCAUUGACCGGUUGACCAUGGAUGACAACGGCACGUACGAGUGCUCUGUCUCACUGCUGUCGGACCUGGAUGGUGUCUCCAAGUCACGCGUCCGCCUCUUGGUCUUGGUGUCACCCUCCAAGCCAGACUGCAGCAUCGAGGGAGAGACUGUGAUUGGAAACAACAUCCAGCUGACCUGCCAAUCAAAGGAGGGCUCCCCAGCCCCUCAGUACAGCUGGAAAAGUUAUGAUGUCCUGCACCAGGAGCGUCAAGUCGCACCAGUCACAGGACAGAUCUUCUCUCUGAAGAACAUCUCCACAGAAAUGUCGGGUUACUACAUCUGCACCUCCAGCAAUGAUGUAGGGAUGGAGUCCUGCAACAUCACUGUGGCUGUCAGACCUCCCUCCAUGAACGUGGCCCUGUACGCGGGCAUCGCGGGGGGCGUGGCCGCGGCACUCCUCAUCAUCGGCAUCAUCGUCUACUGCUGCUGCUGCCGGGAGACUGGCAAGGCUGAGGAUGCGGAGGUCACGCGGCCGAAUCGGGUGGGCUACCAGGAGCCACCGGAGCAGCUGACAGAGCUUUCCAGAAGACAGGAAGAGGGGGCCGAGGAUGACUACAGGAAUGAAGACCAGAGGGGCCCCAGCCGAGAGUCCCUUGACCAGGCUGGCCGAUGACCAGGGCCUGCUGCAGGAGGGGGUCGGGGGGGCAUUAGGGGCUCAUGCCCCUGCCUCCAUGCCUCCCCUCUCCUUUCCAAGCCCCACUUUUCUGACCCUUGGUCCCAGUCAUUGAUGGGAUGCUUCUUCCCCCAUGUCGGUUGCUGGAGGAUUUGGCUUGGCCUGGCCAAGGAGAUCUCACUUGUGACUGAGCUUGUCAAGGGCCCUCACCUUCGAAGUUGCCCUCGCAUGGCUGCGCCCGGCUCAGGGCCCCACCCUCACCCUGGACUAGGCAGCAGCCUCCACCUCCCCAUGGCGUUCCUGCUCCAUCGGGGUGACACCAGCCUCAGGAGAGCCGGAGUCGCCCUCUCCACCUGUGUGCCUAGCACCCAGGGGAACGGCUCCUGGCAGAGGUUUUGUGCACAAUACAUUUUUGUUGAAUGAAUGAAAGAAUAAAUGAGUAUGUAAAGCAGUCCCUUCAUUUGUGCAGCUUUGGUGCUUUGGACCCACGUUGGCCUGGCCUCAAGCUCCCUUUCCUCCUACCUGUCCCUCCAGGCCCAUCUCAGAUCCCAGUGAAUUCUAUAACCCCAUCCUAAUCUCCCACACAGAUGGGGACCAUCUUGUUACUUUGUCCCACGCCCAUUCCGGGCCACAUGGCACAGUUGUCUGAGCAUGUCUCUCCCCCUGUGCUACAGUGGGAGCACCAGGGGGCAGGACAUGGGCCUCACUCCCUCUCUGCUCUCCCCAGAGUCCUCGCAGCCGGCAGCCCUCCUAGCGGGUGCUCAAUCCAGCUUAACUGGGGAAACUGCUUUGGUAGGUUGGGCCUUCCGCUCUCUGAUCUCCCUGAUGGGAUUGUGGACACCAAGAGGACUCCCACCCAAACCCACUUACUAGUUUCAUGAUUUAAGUGGGAGAUAAUUUAAAUAAUGAACACACACCCAUGUGAGCACAGACACAGGAGCUAGUUUGCAGCCGGUCCUGGAUUCUCAGAUCAUAGUGAUUCCUCUCAAGACCAGAGUAACUGACAUGUCCACCUCUGUUUCCUGAUACCUAACCCCUGCCCCGACCUUGCCCGCUCCUGACUUGGCUGGGCUGCUGGCUCUGCUUUGCUGGCUGGGCUGUCCUGCUGCCCCUUCCACAGCCUCUCCCCUGUUGGUCGAAUAUUCUGCUCCUAAGAGCUCAGGCAGUGUCCUGGCUGCUUGGGUCUUGUGACCCAGUGGCCAGUCCCACCCAAAUGCAAUUUACU
This is a messenger RNA of Physeter macrocephalus (sperm whale), 2247 nucleotides long. It is a transcript of the gene GPA33, whose product is annotated as glycoprotein A33. The transcript is spliced from 7 exons. Gene Ontology annotation, cellular component: plasma membrane. The record is from RefSeq and is a predicted model, not a curated record. Lineage: Eukaryota; Metazoa; Chordata; Mammalia; Artiodactyla; Physeteridae. The coding region runs from base 63 to 1022 and encodes 319 amino acids.